CUAAUAUAUAUGGAGUGCAAAGUAUAAUCCGUAGUACUGCACGGCCGGGACCGGCGCAGGGUAGCUAGUGUGUCUGGCUGGCCUGUCAUAUGUAAUGUAUUUCACUUAGGAAACCCUAAUUACAUGUAAGUAAUUAACUAACCCUAGCUAGCCAUCGUGCCCCCCGUCUAUCAAUAUAUAACAGGCAGAGUUGCAAGAGGAAUUGCAUCGAUCCAUCCAUCAAAGACACAGCACACACAAGUCACUAAGCUAAUCAUCAGGCAGCUAGCUCGCAACUAAUGGCUCCCCUUGAGGCGUUACUGCUACUGCUUCUCUUCUCCCAAGCAUUGUCUGUCGAUAUCGCCCAUGCAGCCGCAGCAGCAGGAGGAGGAGCCGACGAGGCCAACUAUUACUACUUCGUGGCAGCUAGCUCUCCAAACCCCGUCUGCCAAGGCCACAGAGUGAGUCCGCCGUUAUCGGGCGGCGGCUGGGUGCCGUUGAGCCGUCCUCAUGGCCCGUGCUCCUCCUCCAUGGACGCGCCGCCGUCGUCCGUCGCCGAGACGCUCCGGUGGGACCAGCACCGCGCCGGCUACAUCCAGAGGAAGCUCGAAGACCAAGUGCCCAUCACGCGCUCCGUCAUCACGCAGGUCUCGCACCAGGGCGUCGUGCAACCCAAGGUGGGCACGCAGGGGCAGGGCACGGGCGUGCAGCCCGCCGGUGAGCCGGUGGGCGAUGCUCCGACCGGCGGCAGCGGCGGCGUGGCCCAGACGAUGGUGAUCGACACGGCGAGCGACGUGCCGUGGGUGCAGUGCGCGCCGUGCCCGGCGCCGCACUGCCACGCUCAGACGGACGUCCUCUAUGACCCGAGCAAGUCCUCCUCGUCCGCGGCCUUCCCCUGCAGCUCCCCGGCCUGCCGCAACCUCGGGCCCUACGCCAAUGGCUGCACCCCCGCCGGCGACCAGUGCCAGUACCGUGUCCAGUACCCCGACGGCUCGGCCUCGGCCGGCACAUACAUCUCCGACGUGCUCACGCUCAACCCGGCCAAGCCGGCUAGCGCCAUCAGCGAGUUCCGGUUCGGCUGCAGCCACGCGUUGCUGCAACCCGGGAGCUUCAGCAACAAGACCUCCGGGAUCAUGGCGCUCGGCCGCGGCGCCCAGUCGCUUCCGACGCAGACUAAAGCCACCUACGGCGAUGUCUUCUCCUACUGCCUCCCGCCCACGCCGGUCCACAGCGGCUUCUUCAUCCUCGGCGUGCCCAGGGUCGCCGCCUCCAGGUACGCGGUGACGCCCAUGCUCAGGAGCAAGGCGGCCCCCAUGCUCUACCUCGUGCGGCUCAUCGCCAUCGAGGUCGCCGGGAAGAGGCUCCCCGUGCCGCCCGCCGUCUUCGCGGCCGGCGCCGUGAUGGACUCGCGCACGAUCGUCACGCGCCUGCCGCCCACGGCGUACAUGGCGCUGCGCGCCGCGUUCGUGGCCGAGAUGCGCGCGUACCGCGCCGCCGCGCCCAAGGAACACCUCGACACCUGCUACGACUUCUCCGGCGCCGCGCCCGGCGGCGGCGGCGGCGUCAAGCUGCCCAAGAUCACGCUGGUGUUCGACGGGCCAAACGGAGCCGUGGAGCUCGACCCGUCGGGGGUCCUGCUCGACGGCUGCCUCGCGUUCGCCCCCAACACCGACGACCAAAUGACCGGGAUCAUCGGCAACGUCCAGCAGCAGGCGCUCGAGGUGCUCUACAACGUCGACGGCGCCACCGUGGGGUUCCGCCGUGGCGCCUGCUGAGCCCUACGAUCGUUCGACCGAUCUCAUGGGCUGCUUCGACCUACAUAUCUGCCACCGUUUCGGCCCAAGGGAUAUAUGUUGGGCCUGAUAUAUCCUAUGGGCCAAUAAAUUAAGCCCAUUUGAUUUGUAUUUUGUGUGCUGGAUUAUCUUGAGCUUAUUGGUGUGGAAAGAAGCUUAUAAGAGGUGUUCUUAAAAAAAGAAGAAGCUUAAGAGUUAUUUUUAUUAGUCCAAGAAGGUGAACUUAACUUCUUGGACCUUUCUUGAGUGUGUACCAUAUGUAUGGUCAUCCUUAGAUGAUCGAGAAUAUAUUGUUCGGCCAUGUUUAAUUGAACCAUGAUAAAAUAAUAUAUGAUAUGUUGUGUGUGAAA
Molecule: messenger RNA, 2122 nt
Organism: Brachypodium distachyon (stiff brome)
Lineage: Eukaryota; Viridiplantae; Streptophyta; Magnoliopsida; Poales; Poaceae
Product: aspartyl protease family protein At5g10770
Exons: 3
Coding region: 279-1754 (491 amino acids)
Biological process (GO): proteolysis
Molecular function (GO): aspartic-type endopeptidase activity
Source: RefSeq, a predicted model, not a curated record